AUGUCACAAGGGGACCGAGGUAGGAAAAGGAAAUUUGAUCAAACGUUAACUCCUAAACAGAGAACCCCGAACCGUCCCAGAAGUCCGCCUAGAAAAGCAAGGAAUUUUAUUCACAAAGUUCUCCUUGUUGGGUUCACUGAUAAGGAGAGGUCUAAUCAUGAGAAGUUGGUUGUGGGCAACAUAGAGUUUGUAGAUUAUUUGGUUGAUGGUAUCACACAUAUUAUUGUUAAGCCAGCAGCUGUGAGAAUCAAAAGCUUUCGUUGGAUUCCUUUGUAUCUCGGAGUAAUCUCAGGAGCCUGCUUUAUACGAAUCGACUGGUUAAAGAAGUCGUUUGAGAAAAAGCAAAUUUUGAAAGAGGAUCCAUACUUGUUCAAAGGGAACGAUAUCGACAUUCAACUCAAUAAGACUGGUACAAGCACCCACUGGAUUUCUUUUCCCGAGAUUUUGAAGCUUUCCUCUGAAUACGCUGCGAUGGGUGAUAAACGAAUAUUCAGUGAUCCACUGUUUUCCAAAGUUAUGAUAUUGUGUAAAAGAACGAAAGAGGGUAAGCAGAAGAAAAACGAGCUGCGGGCGCUUAUCGAAGCGGGCGGUGGUAGUGUAUGUGCAGAUGAGGUAUUUAAAACUAUCCAAGAUAGAAAAUUUGCUGACUUAAGAAGUAGUGUCACAGCCGCCUUUAUUAUCAACGGAGAUACUCUUCAAGAUAUUGAAAUAGAUGAAGUUUUCAUUUGGAGGCUUCUGACGGGCAAUGUUCCAGUGAUGUACGAAGAGUAUUUGAGAAGGUGCAUUCGCGGCAAGUUGGUCUUGGCUGGGGAGCCCGGAUUAAAGGCAAUGCUUACAAAUUGUUUGUACUUCUGGCAAGAAGAGCACCACCCCAAUAUAGCUUUUGACGAUGAAACAUUUAAUUACAUCACACAAGGGGUUGGCAAACCUACGCUCAGAGCGUUUUCUGCUUCGAGGAAUCGAUCACGUACCAAAUCUCCUCUUCCCAUGGAGGGAAACACGAACACGAUUGAUGAGAGCUUGGGUCAUAUAACACUCACUGACUUUGAGAGUGAAAUAUCGCUCAAUGAUACAUCAGUUCUGAAUCCAGAUUCCAUUAGUUUACCUGAGGAAGAGGAGGAAGAAAAAUCGACAAGCGUGAUCUUCCAUGAUAACAACUUGAGUCAAACAACCCUUUCAAUACUCUCGGACUUCAAUGUUGUUCUGGGUGAAGCGGAUAUGAGUGUUUUCUCACCUAAGCCUCCUCGCACUUGGAUAAAUUGGAGAGCUGAGCUCAGUCUCAUCAUUCCGAAAGCUCUUGCUCUCGCUGGAAUUGAAUCUGGAGAGAUGAGUGCAAAUGCAUUAUCAUCUUAUCAAAUGCUGAAAAGUGACUUCGGAAACUAUGAACCAACUACACCGGUACACGAUCUGAUUUGUCACGACACUGUUAGUUUCAUAAGACAUUCGAUGACUUCAAAUUUCUUGCCGAAUUCUAAGAUUCUUUCGGAAAUGCUGCAUAAUAUAGCUAUGCCUGAGUAUGGUAUGAGAUUCGAUAGUUCUGAUUCGGUGUAUAAGUUGAUAGCCGCUCUCAUGAAACAGUUUCCUCCAGCUCAUAGUGGAGGCAGAGUGUACUGGCUGAAGGUAUUCAGUUCUGUUGAAAUUGCUAAGAAAGAAGAAUGGACACCUGGAAAGAUUUUCAAAGCUGUGCUGAAAUCUUUCAGAGAAAAAGUAUUCAAUACCUUUUCAAAUGGCGGAACCAAUCCAAAUCUUAUGUCUCUGCUUCUCAUGUUGUUAGAAUUUGAUCUGUACGCACUUCAGGGUUGUGGAAUAACAAAUAGUCAGGAAGCUGUGAAACCCACAAUAUCAAGCGAAAGGGCAACUCGAAAAAGGAGUUUGCACAAUGAUGACGUGAAUUUGGAGGGAGUCCCCCUUGCUUACUUAGUUUUGUUCGAGCCCUCGGCGUACCGACGGCGUGGUUUUGACGAGACAUCCAAGAAAGCUCUGUCCGGUGUAAUCGACUAUGUAUCACUACAUGACUCGAAUAUUGAUAUGGUGAGAAAUUGCACGAGGUUUAUUGCUGUGAUAAUCGAGGCUGUACGAUGGUACUCGGUGGAGAUUCUCCAUUGUGCUGAUUCCGAUGAAAUUCCAAUAGAGAUGUUACAAGAUAUCAAAUCCAUUCUGAGAUAUUUCAUUAAGAAAGGCUGGACCCGAUCAUUUUUGAAAGAAGUUUUUCCUCUGGUUUACAUACAUCCCUUGAUUGAACAAUUAGCAUAA
Molecule: messenger RNA, 2253 nt
Organism: Auanema sp. JU1783
Lineage: Eukaryota; Metazoa; Nematoda; Chromadorea; Rhabditida; Rhabditidae
Source: the annotation of a GenBank genome assembly